Molecule: messenger RNA, 1423 nt
Organism: Struthio camelus australis
Lineage: Eukaryota; Metazoa; Chordata; Aves; Struthioniformes; Struthionidae
Source: RefSeq, a predicted model, not a curated record
GGCGCCGCGCACCGGCUGCGGCGCAAGGGCAACUACGCGGAUCGGGGGGGCGCCGGCGCCCCCGUCUACUUGGCCGCCGUCAUGGAGUACCUGACGGCCGAGAUCCUGGAGCUGGCGGGCAACGCGGCCCGCGACAACAAGAAGACGCGCAUCAUCCCGCGCCACCUCCAGCUGGCCGUCCGCAACGACGAGGAGCUCAACAAGCUGCUCGGGGGCGUCACCAUCGCGCAGGGCGGCGUCCUGCCCAACAUCCAGGCUGUGCUGCUGCCCAAGAAGACCGAGAGCCACAAAGCCAAGGGCAAGUAACAUUUCUGCGAAGACCGGCCAGUUUAAUCAGCGGGCCCUAAGCUUUUCUUUUUGCUUUUGAAUCCAAAGGCUCUUUUAAGAGCCACCCACUGUUUCAGAAAAAGAGCUGGAAGCGGUUUGGGGCUUGCAGAGCAAGGUGCUUGGUGCUAGGCUCGCAGCAGCGUUCCAACCUGGAAACGCGUUUUGACUUAAAUCCUUACAAAUUAUGGUUGCAAUGGUUUAUGCAGAAGUCUGGAGACUUGCCAGCCCCUGUGCCUCCUGCUUUGCUGCGCUGCACACAACUGUUCGGUCUAACGCAGCUGAGAACCUCCCUUCACCGGUGAGAUCCCCAAAAACGGGGGUCCCUGAAGGUGGAGGAGGCACCGGUGAGUCCGUUCGCAAAGUGUUUCCCCAUUCCUCAGUCCCAGGACACGCAAAUCAGCAAAGGGAAACUGCGCCGAUCCUUGCGUUCCCCAAAACCACACUGGUACCUUAGUUCCAGUCCCGCUUUUCCCUAAACAGCGGAUGGCUGGCCAAAAAAAACAUCUCCAAAACCACAGUAGAGCCCAGAAAUAACAUUUCUGUUUCCCCAUGAGCGGCAUUUAACGCCACGACGUUCGGCAGUUGCUGGUUGUGGUUAACGCUCAUGCUGCGGGAAAAGCACCAAUAAAUCCCCCGGGAUUUAAGGAAGUUUCAGGCUGGCUCAAGCUGCUAACAUGGGCCAAAGCGUUGCCCUGGGACCUGAGCUAUCCCCUCGGAAGAGGGAAUCCGAGCCCAAAUCCUGCCAAGCUGCACCAAGGAAAUACCCUGAAGGCAACAAGUCAGCACGUCAGGCGCUGGCAGGCUGCUCUCUGCCAAGCAAAACCUUUAAAAAUAGUUGAAUAUUCCUCCAAUGAGCACAGAAAUCCCAUUUCUUCCAAAAGGAAUUGCCCACCUCUUGCUCCUUCCUCUCCGGGAGCCCCCCCUCGCACAAGGCAACGCCGAAACCUGUAGUGGGACGAUCAGGACAAGCACCCUGGCCAGGAACAGCAUCAUCAUCCCCAAAAAGCAGGUUAUUAAGCACCCUUAAAAGGCAGGGAGAGCAUUGCCUGGAAACGCACAUCCUGCAGAAAAGGAAGUUAUUUCUGUUUGCUAAAUU